AUUCCAAGCAUAUGAAGUAGGUGGCGUUCGCUAGUAUUAAUAUAAAGAACAGCACACAUUAAUGAUUGCCUCGAUAUGCAAACGCGAGUGUAGGUACAAUAAAACUCAAUUGUAUCUUACAAGUCGUGCAGUCUGCCUGUCGAAGUUGAUACACUUGUGGUGAUUAAUUAAUCAAUUAAUUAAUUUAUACGCAUUAAUGAAAUAGUAACUCGUAAAAAAUGGUAUCACCGGCUGUGAAACAGACAUGGGCAGUGAUGGGAGUACUCAUCAACAUGCUGGGAAACGGCAUGGUGCUGAGCUUCCCGUCCAUCCUUCUGCCUGCGGUGCAGUUGCCGGAGUCUAAGAUAAGGGCUGAUCUACAUACAGCUUCUUGGUUAGCAUCAUGCGUGGGCAUCUCCAGUAUCCCAGCGUUACUGAUAUCUUCAUUCCUGAUGGACUGGUGCGGGAGGAAGACUGCACACAUCGUUGUCAUCAUACCAGGCAUCAUCGGGUGGACUUUAGUCGCUUUCGCCCCCAACAUCACUGGUCUGAUGAUCGGAAGAAUUCUAUGUGGAUUAACUGCUGGGUCCUGUCUCUCUUUAGGAGCAGUAGUUAUUGGUGAAUACACAAGUCCCAGUAACAGAGGGAUGUUCUUAAAUAUGAAGACUACCGCCGUUUGUCUGGGUAAUAUGACGGUACACAUCUUUGGCCAUUUUUUAGCCUGGAAAGACGUAGCACUCGUGGCAUUAGUGCCACAUAUCGUUGCUGUCUUGAUAAUAUUUACGUGGCCAGAGAGUCCCGCUUGGUUAGCUUCGAAAAAAAGAUUUAAAGCAAGCGAAAAAUCAUUCUAUUGGCUAAGAGGUACCAGUGCUAAAUCGAGGAGAGAACUGGACGAAUUGAUCCGAGCUCAAAAGGAAAGAUUGGAUGGAACAAAUUCUACAAUAUUAUCAGAAAAGAUUUCAACAUUUUUCAAAAAUUUUACAAGAAAGGACUUCCUAAAGCCUAUGAUCGUUAUGGUGUUCUGUGGACUUUUGCUAGAAUCUUGCGGUAGACAUAUUUUCCCCGCCUACGCAUUACAAAUUGUUAAAGAAGUGACAGGCAAUAACACAGAUUCGUUUUACUACACAUUAGGUAUAGAUAUAAUAAUUUCUGUGAGUGCUCUGUUUUCAUCACUAUUAGUGAAAGUAAUGAGACGGCGAACUCUACUGUUUUCUACGGGUUUUGCAGCUUUAUUUGUCUUAAUAUGUGUGUGUAUGUAUAUUUAUCUGGUGACCAAAGAUAUAAUGCCUAACAACAAACCUUGGGUGCCUAUAUCGUUAUUUUCUGUGUACUUUAUCCUAUCUAAUUUGGGUUGUACUCCCAUACCCCUUGCUUUAUUGGGUGAGAUUUUUCCUUUAAUACAUAGAGGUGUAGGAUCAGCUUUAUCUGGUAUUAUAGUGUCAUUAUUUCUCAUGAUAGGUAUGCAAGUGACACCAUUUCUGCUAGUAAGCGUAAAUGUGUAUGGCACUUUUGCCGUUUUUGGGUCAGCUAUGGGUCUUGCGUUAGUUACGCUAUGUUUUAUUCUUCCGGAGACUAAAGAUAAAACUCUUCAGGAAAUAGAAGAUUACUUUAAUGUUAGACUAUUUAGAGAAAACCCUGAUGAUAAAGAAGCGAAAAUGAAAAUGAUACCCCACGAAAGUUAAUAAAUCAAUAAAUUCUAUUUCAUGGUCUAGUCACAAAUAUGUAGAUGUAGGAUUUGUAGUAGUAUCACAGAAAACAUAUGUACAAGUAGUAUCUAGUAAAGGUAUUGUGACAAGUUCUUCACAAAUCGGGUCAUUACUAUCACUAUAUUUAUUUCUGUUGCUGCUGUUCUGUUUCAGUCUAUAUAUAACGGUAUUUCCCGUAAAAUAACGCACUUGACGCUUAACGGUAACGGCUAAUGGUAGAUUUUAAAGGUAAAAUAAUGCUAAACUAAAAAUAUAGCCCAAAUGUUAAAAAGAAGACACAAUAAAAACUUGAAUUUCUGAAGAAUAUAACUAAAAUUUUAUAUUUCUGUAAAUUAAAUACCGUACCUACAUAACAACUUGUUUUAAACUGCAAUUAAAUUAUACCUGUUUUUAUCAUAUCUUAAUAUUUCGCUCCUUAAUAUCCGUUUAAAGAUAAGUUAUAAUUUUUGCAACGAACUGUUUAGUUUCUAAAAAGCUAAAUAUUACAAAUACCGUAGUUUACAUAAAGUGUUUUUCAGUUAUCAUGGGUACGGUGACAGUUCGUUUCUCUUUUAAAAGUUUUCCGCGAUCUACGAUAAUAGUACGUAAUGUGAACGUCAUAAGGCAACUGUCACAGUACCCAUGCUAUCUGAAAAACACUUUAGUUGACGUUUACCUAAUGAGGGUGUCCUGCGAGGUCUUCCGUUAGGUAUAGACUUGUUCCCGCAAUAUAUUUUGCUCAAUUACGACGUGUUUGUCGUAUUAUGCUCCUAAUAUAUUUAGUUUUGUGGGACGCAACUUGCGUAGACACCCGUGCGCCUUCACACCUUCCUAGCACGAUGAGCUGCGU
Messenger RNA from Bicyclus anynana (squinting bush brown), 2514 nucleotides. Its product is annotated as facilitated trehalose transporter Tret1. Gene Ontology annotation, molecular function: transmembrane transporter activity. Gene Ontology annotation, cellular component: membrane. Gene Ontology annotation, biological process: transmembrane transport. The record is from RefSeq and is a predicted model, not a curated record. NCBI's taxonomy places the organism in Eukaryota, Metazoa, Arthropoda, Insecta, Lepidoptera, Nymphalidae. The transcript is spliced from 3 exons. Bases 219 to 1661 code for a protein of 480 amino acids.